GACUUGUUGCAUAGCGUAGUGGGAGGCAGAGAGAGAGAGAGAGAGAGAGCGAAGCUUAGAGUCACAUGAUGGCAGUCACUAUUUUAUCCAUCUUGAUUGCUGCCAUCCCUGUGGCCUACUGCUAUCCAACUGCCUUCCAAAACCUGGAGGAAAGUCGCAGCAACAGAACCUCCAUUAAGUUUCUGGCUGUGGGCGACUGGGGUGGCGUGCCUUAUCCCCCCUACAUCACUGCUGUGCAGAAGGCCACAGCUCAAGAAAUGAGCAAAAUAGCAGACCAGAUGGGAGCUGAUUUUGUUCUUGCUCUGGGUGAUAACUUCUACUACAAAGGUGUGAACACUGUGGAUUCUCCUCGGUUUAAGGAAACUUUUGAAUCUGUGUACACUGCAAAGUCCCUCCAAGUCCCUUGGUAUGUGAUCGCUGGCAAUCACGACCACGCAGGGAAUGUCAAAGCCCAGAUCGAGUACAGCAGCAGAUCUAACAGAUGGAAAUUCCCCUCUUACUACUAUGAGCUGAACUUCCGCAUUCCCAACACCGGGAAGACUCUGACCAUCAUCAUGCUUGACACUGUGAUGCUUUGCGGUAACUCUGACGACAAUUCGGACAAGAAGCCAAGUGGACCCCUGAAUGAAUUGGAUGCCAAUCGACAGCUGGCUUGGCUGCAAGAGAGACUGGCUCUGUCCAAGGCGGACUUCCUGUUGGUGGCAGGCCACUACCCUGUUUGGUCUGUGUCCGAGCACGGCCCCACCAAGUGUCUGGUGCAAAGCCUCCGACCACUGCUCAUCAAAUACAAGGUCACUGCUUACCUCUGCGGCCAUGACCACAACUUGCAGUACCUCGAAGAGUCUGAUAUAGGCUAUGUGGUUAGCGGUGCUGGAAACUUCCUGGAUCCUGACACGCGCCACUGGCACCAUGUUCCCAAAGGUUCUCUGAAGUUUUUCACCGGCAAGGCUUCAACACUGGGAGGAUUCAUCCAUGCAGAAGUGACAAAGGACAAGAUGACCGUGACUUUCUACCAGGCUAAAGGCACUUCUCUCUAUCGCACAGUUCUCUCGCAAAGAGAUCUUGAAUAGACUGAUGAGCAGGAACAGCUAUAUACGGUGUAAUCUGCAGCGUAAGUGUGAAAUCAAGUAAUGAGUCUUGAUCUUGGUUGUUUUAAAAAAAUCUUUGGCAUUAAAAGAAUCAUAUGGUUUUAAAUGUGACUUUAUGCUACUGUAAAAUAAACAGUGCCUUUAAGGCACAUUAAGGAAUGUCCCUUGUCAGCUUGUGAUUGCAGUCUUGUGACUUGUGGCUGCAGGUCCCAGAUGUUGUCUUUUCUCUUUACUUGAUAAAAGGAACUCCAUCUGUCCUGAACUUGUGGAAAUGUGGUUGUGGUGCUUGAAUUUCUUACUCUGCAAGUGCAUCUGAAUUUAUGAUUUUCAACACAAAUGAGAAAUUAGAGAAGGCAUUGAAUGAUUUGGGGGCUUACACUGAUGUCUGAUACCUGUCAGGUCUUUAAUUCAAUACCAAGAGUUAGGAAAUGUACACAUUUUAUUCUGCAUAAGAAAGCAUUAUAUCAAUAUCAAUGCAUUGGUGGGGUAUGCACCAAAAGAAAGGCACUUUUUUUUGCAAAUAAAAGACAUAUUGUGACGAA
Molecule: messenger RNA, 1630 nt
Organism: Oreochromis aureus
Lineage: Eukaryota; Metazoa; Chordata; Actinopteri; Cichliformes; Cichlidae
Gene: acp5a
Product: acid phosphatase 5a, tartrate resistant
Exons: 6
Coding region: 66-1070 (334 amino acids)
Biological process (GO): bone resorption
Molecular function (GO): acid phosphatase activity; ferric iron binding; ferrous iron binding
Source: RefSeq, a predicted model, not a curated record